CCAGGUCUUCGAAGGGCUAUGCGGAAGCCGCAUGGUCGUAUUCGUAAUCAGCAUGGUCGAUAACCUAUAACCCACUAGAUUCCGAGCAAAAAGCGUUUAAUCACUUCGUGGGGUUCCCUCGUUAGUACAAACAAGGUUGAAUAAAAACAAGAUUUUUGUCUAAACGAAUGAGCUGGAACUCUUCUCAGUGAGUGAAAUAUGGAGUAGAGCAUAUACAGACAGAGUUAGAUCUUGUUGUGAACAAAUUAUGUCUUGCUUUAUUUCAGAACCCUGACUGAUCCUUCUUAAUUGGAUCUGUCAGUCUUAUCUAUUAUAGCGCCUGUUACUAGAGUCAUCUAUUAUUCGCGUUCACAAUAAUAUACUUUUUAACCAAUAGCUUAUUUUACCUGUGCUGUAGGGGUGUUAUCGACCUGUAGAAUAAGUGGCCCAGGAUAAGACUACUGACACUAACCGUCUUUGUGAAACUAUAGACUUGACCAAUCAAAAAGCGUCAGUACAGCGUCAGUGUUAGUGGUUUUACCCUGGGACAGAAUAAGUAGCUUACCCUAAUAUCAACGUGACUUAACAUUCUCGUAACGUUGCACCCUAAUAGAACCUUCUGAGUUCCAGUACUUAUGAAAAUCUUUUAUUCACAUCCUAAUAGUAUUAAUCUUCUUUUUACUAGAAAUUGAAAAAGAGAUAUGGCCAUAUCUAAUAUAUAUUUUUAGUCUUUCACGUCGAGAAACAGUAACCACAUCUGAUUCGCUCUGUCAGCUUCAUUGAAUUAUUUAUAUAUGUGUGAACAGUGUUUCUAAUGAGAAUUUUAAGCAAAGUGAUUUCCCAGAGUUUACCGCUGCAUUUUCCAAGUUUUCCCUGCUAAAAACAGAGUAGAAAUCGAAUUUUCAAGGUGGAAAACCACUUUGUUCUCACGGGGACCACCAUUCAUUAGAAACACUGUGUAUAAAUUCGAUUUCAUUGUUUCCUUUUAGCUGCAAAUAGUAGUUCAAGAAGCCAGUAUCAAUGCGAACUGAUCCUCGUAGAUAGUCUCUCCGCGGAGCUGCUAUUUGGAGCUAAAAGGAAACAACGGCUCGAUUUAUAGGUAAUGUAACUAAUGGAGCAGAUGAGUGUAAAAUGAUCGAACUUGAUUUAUAUUAUAAGUUGAAUCUAUAUGAGAUGGCGAUAAAGUGAGCCGAGAUGUUGUAUACGAACGUGGUAUAACGCUGCUGAAUUUGAUUGCAGACUACAGAUGUAGUUUGUCAUGACCACUCAUCAAAACACUUCUGAUUCACAAGUUUCCUACAAUCCAUAUUCGCUAAUUCACUGUAAGAAAUAAGGUCAAGAUAAACUUCGAGUAAGCGCCACUAUCAACGUGAUUUACGUUGACACAGGCGCUUAAUGGAAGCUUAUCUUGACCGUAAGAGAAGCUACUUUAUAAAGUUAAAUACACUCUUCACCCCUUUUGCUGGUCGUAGUGUUUGGUAAUGUAGACUGUAAGCUUUAAAAGGACGAACUCAGGCUUCCCUUCGAGCUACCUUAAGUUGGGCCUGUAAUUUAGAUCUAACUUAAACAAUAUGGGUGAAACAGUCCUAUAAAGCAAGAUAAAUGAAGAUUAUCUUGACCAAAAUAAAUAGAUAGAUGAAAUCAGUUAUUUUUUUAAUCAGUCUUUUGCCAUCAGCGCGUAGAAUCUACACUAACAAUGCUCAUAUUGUCAACAUUGUUUGUAUCAUGCUGUUGCUUUACUACACUAAUUCGUCUCUUAAUGUUUUAUAAAGAGCAUGUUACGUUUGGCAACAAAAUUUGUGUGGCCCGGAGGCAAGAGCGUUACAUUUCACGCACUGCGAGCUCUUGCAUCGAUGCCAAUCAAAAUGCCUUCUCUUUCUCCAACCAUGACUGAAGGAACAAUCAUUAAAUGGCUCAAAAAAGAAGGUGAGGAGAUAAAUGCAGGUGAUGCUCUAUGCGAAAUUCAAACAGAUAAAGCAACAAUGACUCUGGACACAGAAGAUGAAGGAAUUCUUGCUAAAAUAGUGAAAGGUGAUAAUUCUACUGAUGUUAAAGUUGGUGCGUUGAUUGCUAUGACAUGCGAUAAGAAUGAAGAUUGGAAAAAUGUCAAAGUACCAGAAUCUGAAGUUGAAGCAGUGUCAGAAACAAAGCCUAAACUAGAACAGAAGGAUGAUAAGCAACAAUCACAAAAAGAAAAACAAAAUCAGUCUGUAGAGAAACAAAGUAAAGGGCCAGAAGAACAACAAAGAACAGAAGCUUUUCAUGCAAUAGGACCAGCUGCUCGAACAUUAAUCGAGCAAUAUGGAAUCGAUCCAUCAGAAGUGCAAGGAACAGGCCCAAAAGGAGUCGUUAUGAAAAGCGAUGUACAAAAAUAUAUUGAUUCUAAACAACUGAAAGUCAAAUCUCGUACUCAGCAAGACGAAAAGCAACAAAAGCCAGAAGAAAAAAAGAAACCUGUUGAACAAGUAACCCAAAAACAAAAACCACCUAGUUCAUCAACAUCUCAAGGGCGUCGUUAUCACGAUGUUGAAUUAUCGUCAAUUCGUAAAGCAAUUGCAAAACGUUUGACUUAUUCGAAAACUUCUAUACCUCAUCAGUAUGCUAGUAUAUCAUCAAAUGUCGAUCGUGUAUUACAAUUACGAAAACAGAUGAUCGCCGAUCCAAAAGCAGUGACAAAAGUAUCCGUCAAUGAUUUUAUCAUCAAAGCAGUGGCAUAUGCAUUAAGACAAGUUCCACAAAUGAAUGGUACAUACGAAAAUGAUAACUUAAAACUACAUUCUACCGUUGAUAUUUCGGUUGCCGUUGCUACUGACGCUGGUCUUAUAACACCUAUUGUUCAGAAUGCCGAUCGGCUCACACUCAAUGACAUUAAUCUUAAUGUAAAAAGUCUGGCUGCUAAAGCACGCGAUGGCAAAUUGAAACCGCAUGAAUUUCAAGGUGGAACAUUUACAAUAUCGAAUUUGGGAAUGUUUGGCAUAUCACAUUUUUCAGCUGUUAUUAAUCCACCACAAUUAGGUAUUUUAGCUAUUGGUAAAAAUGAUCUGCAAUUAAAUGAACAAUUAAAAUCCGCAAAUAAAAUGAAAGUAACUUUAUCGUAUGAUGCUCGAGUUUGUGAUCCAAUAACAACUGCUCUCUUCUUACAAGCAUUUCAGUCUUAUAUAGAACAUCCAGAAAUGUUAACAAGAGGACAAGGAAAAACACAAACAAUUUUUGAUUUUUGA
Molecule: messenger RNA, 3200 nt
Organism: Didymodactylos carnosus
Lineage: Eukaryota; Metazoa; Rotifera; Eurotatoria; Philodinida; Philodinidae
Source: the annotation of a GenBank genome assembly